Oryzias melastigma (Indian medaka) is the source of this 6213-nucleotide messenger RNA. It is a transcript of the gene mef2d, whose product is annotated as myocyte enhancer factor 2d. The transcript has 14 exons. Gene Ontology annotation, biological process: positive regulation of transcription by RNA polymerase II; cell differentiation. Lineage: Eukaryota; Metazoa; Chordata; Actinopteri; Beloniformes; Adrianichthyidae. The record is from RefSeq and is a predicted model, not a curated record. The coding region runs from base 539 to 2290 and encodes 583 amino acids. Gene Ontology annotation, molecular function: protein dimerization activity; histone deacetylase binding; DNA-binding transcription factor activity, RNA polymerase II-specific.
GGGGCUUACGGGUGAGGAGGGAGAAGAUUAAUACACUAUGUGACUGUUGAGGGGGGGGGUUGUGACAAGAAGCAGCAACAGCAGAGAGAGGGGGGCUUCAGGGUGGCGUGGGGUGUCCGGUGAGAGGGGUAAUUUGGGGCGUCCAGAGUGAGGCGUUCCAGCAGCAGUUGUCACCUCAGCAGUCGAUGGCAGAGUGGCACAUGUGCUGCUCAGAGUUAGACGUGCUGUCUCCUCAGGACUGUAUCCAUCUGUGACCGUUGAGACUGGAAUACUGUUUAUGGUUUUUCUUCUUUAUUGCGCCCUUCAAACUUUAACGGAGCUGCCCAGCAGAGGUGAAGGGGAGGGCAGAAGAUCCCAGCGGAGUCUGAGCGUGGAUGACCUGCCCUCAGCAACAGGAUCAUGAUCUGAAGAGGGUGCUUCUGGCGGAGCAACACAGAGAGAACUAAACGCCCUACAGAGGAAGAGACCCCAAAACAGCCAUCCUUGAGCUCCGGUAUAACCUCCGUUUCCCGGCUCCUCCCACUGCAACGCCAAAACCAUGGGGAGGAAAAAGAUACAGAUUCAAAGGAUCACCGAUGAACGCAACAGACAGGUAACGUUCACCAAGCGAAAGUUUGGUUUGAUGAAGAAGGCGUAUGAGCUGAGCGUCCUGUGCGACUGCGAGAUUGCUCUCAUCAUCUUCAACCACUCCAAUAAGCUGUUCCAGUACGCCAGCACCGACAUGGACAAAGUCCUGCUCAAGUACACGGAGUACAACGAGCCCCACGAGAGCCGGACUAAUGCCGACAUCAUCGAGGCUCUGAACAAGAAAGAGCAUCGGGACUCUGAGAGCCCAGACCCCGAGGAGCCCUUCUCCCUCACCCCUCGCACUGAAGAGAAAUACAAAAAAAUUGACGAGGAGUUUGAUAAAAUGAUGCAGAACUAUAGGCUGUCAUCUGCAGUUCCACAGCCCACCUUCUCCAUGCCAGUCACCGUGCCAGUAUCCAAUCAGAACGCUGCGGCGGCCGCGGCCCUUCAGUUUACUAACAACCCCGCCGGUUCCCUGGUCACCACCACCUCCUUUGUCACCUCCACCCUCACAGAUCCCCGCCUUCUGUCGCCACAGCAACCGGCUUUGCCGAGGAGCACCGUGUCACCGGGGUUGCCUCAGCGACCAGCAAGUGCAGGUGCUCUGUUAGGAGGAGAUUUGGGGAACUCCAACGGAGCAUGCUCAAGUCCAGUCCCUAAUGGCUACAUCAGUGCCAGGGCCUCUCCGGGCCUCCUCUCCGUAUCCAACGGCAACAGCCUGGGGAAAGUAGUCCCGGCUAAGUCUCCACCUCCACCCAGUCCUCAGAUGGUCAACAACCGCAAACCGGACCUGAGGGUCAACACUUCGCAUAGCGGCAAGAGCCUCAUGCAGCUGACAGAGGAAGAGCUGGAGUUGGUGAGUGAGAAUGCUCAGCGGCUAGGAGGCUCGCAGGUGGCACAGUCGCUCACCACCCCGGUUGUCUCCGUGGCAACGCCCAGUCUCCUCGCACCCUUCCCCGGCAUGCAGACGGCUUACAACACUGAGUACCAGCUGACGAGUGCAGAUCUCACAGCGCUCCAGACGUUCACGCCACCAGGGCUGGUGCCUAGCAACAUGGCUGCCUGGCAACAGCAACAGCAACCAGCCGUCUCGCAGCAACAACAACAACAGCAACAGCAGCAGCAACAACAGUUGACUUUGGCAUCACUCAGUAACUUGGUCAUGUGGGGUGCAGACAAACAGAAUGCGGAGAUGGUUAACUGCAUCUCCAAUUUCGCGGCUAACCUGAGCUUGGCUUCUCAGUCCAACUUGGUCUUUGGUAGAGAGGAGGGCCUCUGCUGGUCGUUGAGCCCGGUGCCUCAGAGCACCGCCCUGACGGUCAACACCAACCCCAACGUCAACAUUAAGUCCGAGCCCGUCUCUCCAAACCGCGAUCGCAGCACUCCCAUCACCGUCAGCGCCGCUGCGGCUGCAGGAGGAGGCGGGGUUCAAGUGCAGGGGCCAGGUCUGGUGUCGGUCGCCUAUCCCGGUAACCUGCGCCUGGAAGCGGGAGGUCAGGGCCGCUCGCCCGUCGACAGCCUCAGCAGCAACGGCAGCUCGUAUGAGGGCAGCGACAGGGACGACGGCACCCAGGGCCGGGGCCCGGGUCAGGACUUCCACCACCAGGCCGGAGUCGGAGCCCAGCAGCCCACCAUGGUCCUCCUGCGGCCCUCCUCAGCCGAGCCUCAGGAACAAGACGCCACAAACGUCAAGAGAAUGAGACUGGACGCCUGGGUCACAUAAGGAGACGGGCGGGAAUGAGGGAUGGACAGGUUGAGGAUGGAGAUGUGUGGCUUAUGUAAAUGCCCCCACCUGCCCCGCUUCCCCAGUGUCCCUCCUUCACACACACACAUAUAUACAAAUUAACCCCCAUCAGUAAUCUACUGUCCACACGAUUUUACUCAACAGAAGCAUGCGAGCACCCUUAGGACGCACGUGUGGACUCACUUAUAAGGUGACGUGCAUUCACAUUUGAAGUGUACUGCACAGACUCCCACAGACGGAACGUCCAGCAGGUCCAUCAACCAAACCAGGGAUGAUCUUUCAGGUCAUCGAUUCAAACCUUUGAAAUCUGGCCUGAUUUCGGCCGCGUGAACUCUCUGACAGGUGCUGGCAGAGCAGACAACCAGACAUGGUUUCCCAGCAUGCCUUGCAUUUGGUUUGUGGUUACUGAUGUUUACCGACCUGCAUACCCUGCUGUCUGUAAGCCACGCUUGGUUUUGAUCGAGGAUGACACAAAGUGUGCGUUUUUGUGUAGAUCGUUGAGGAAGCAUCAACAGUCUAUGAGUCAAUGAGCCCCCGGUCCGGAUUUAUCGGUGACGUCACAAACUGCUUUUCUUCGAAUCAGGGACGAGCUGCAGCAGCUCAAAAUGUGACGCAGAUCCUCGAUCCCCCCCCCAAAUUUUGUCAACUACAGAUGCUGAAAAAGCUGUGUGUGUUUGGUGUGUGUUCAUAUGGAUUUGUUACCUCAAUCAAUGUUUUAUUUUUCUUCACAGUAGGUGAUUUAGACAAUGGUUCACUCUCAAUGUCCUCUUGGAAAACACAGCAGCUGAUUUAGGUUUGGUGAGAGCUGAUGUUAAAAGGGGCGGAGUCUUGAGUUACCAUGUAUAUAAGCAAUCUGUAACCUUCUGUGUGACAGGGAUUUAAGGUGUUUUUAAGGCUGAAAAGUAGGUCAUAUACAACUAUAUAUUUAAACAGCUUCAGGUGGUCGCAGGGGCAGCUCUGCAUCUGGAGCAAGUGACUUAGACAGACGACAGGGAUUGUAUAUACGAGGCAUAUAUUCAGCAGGUUAUCCCUCAAAAAAACAGAGAAAACAAAAAACGUUGAUUCUCUGUGGAUGGGUCUGUUUUGGUUUUGUUUUUAAUAUAAAUAUAUAUUAUUUAUGCGUGUAUAUAAAGUGUAAUGUGUGGACGAGCCAAGAGAGGGCGACGAAGAGGCAGAAAAGGAGAUGUAGUAGCGACUUGGACUGUUUGUGAGUGAGCAAUGGUUUAGACUCUGUCACCGAUGGAGCGCACUUUACCUGAACUCCCACCUAUGGCACCGCACAUGUGAUCAACACAUACACACCUGGGCUGGAAGGAUUUACAUGGGUUUAAAUCAAAUUAUCUGCACACGUAAUUAUGUUAUCGGCUUUGUUAAUCCUGUUUUUUAAUGUUUUUUUUUUCUUUCACAAUAGCCAAUUGGUAGUUUGUUUAAAGACCCACUCUGAUCAUCUUUUGAUCUAUUUUUAAAUCGUUUCCAGUGGUUGUUUGUCAGAAAUUCACCUCCAAAUUGUGGGCGGGACCAUUGACAUGGAGCGACCCCGUUCCCCCUUUCCCUCCCCUUUACUGAGCGAUCGUAGCAGCUCUACGUCACAAAUAAGUAAAUAAAUAAUUUUUUUUUCAUCUGCUCUUGCUUCAAAAUAAUUUGAAUUAACAAAUAAAUGAUCAAAAAUUAAAUUUUAGGCUUAAUUUCCUUUAGAUAUGCCCUCCACCUUCAGAAAAACGCCACAAAAACAUGUCAAAAAUACAACUUUCAUUUGAGUGGGUCUUUAAAGUUUCUCUUUAAAUUUAAAUAAGAAAAUAAAAGAAAAGUAAAGGAAAACAUUUUAGCGAUAAGAAAUAUUGUGUCCCUGUAUUUUAACUUAAAAUUCAUAUAAAAUGUUGUGAAAAUGCAAUGUGUUUUCCAAAAAAGAAAGUAAAACUAUUUAUUAAUUGAGAACCGCAACAUCAAUUUUAGUCAAGGAAGAUAACGUCACCAAUGAAUAUUGGAUGUUUUAUUUAAAAUUUUAGCAUAGUUUGUAUUUAAAAAAAAACAAAGCAUAUCACUUAGAAAAAUCUUGAACAAGCCAAGGAAAUUUGUUUUUGUUUGUUCUGUACCUAAAGCCAUGUGUCUAUAUUAGAGGAGCUCUCCCUCAUCUGUUACGGGUCGGCUGUAAUUUUAUAAUAGAAGUUAAAGCGUAUAUAUGAAGAAGAAAAAAAAUGUGAUGGAUGUCAUUUUUGUAUUUUAUAAAAUUGUCAAAUAGGGUUUAGUGACUUUAAAACGGAGGUGGUUGAAAGUGCCCACUCAUUUUGUAUUUAUUUUUAUCCUCUUUUUCUUCAUCUGUUUGCUUCAGAAAAGCUCUUGGGACGGAGUUGGAGUGUUUUUUUGUCUUUCAGUUGGAGGUUUUCUGUAGUUUUUGAUCUUUUAAUGACUACCUCCCAAAGCCAGCGCAGAUUCCUUCUUUUUUUUUUUUUUUUUUAGCUUUUCAUGGACAGCUCCUCAUCACUUCCCUCUCACUCUAUCACUCAGUUUAUUAAUCCCAAAGCUCCUCAAACCCAAUCAUAACUCUCUUGUUUGCUCCGUCCAGAUAACUGGUGUCAGCAGUGGGAUGAAGCUAAAUUAUCACGAGGUCAUUCGGGCCCGCCCGCCUCCUCUCCGUCCAACUUUCAUCCUCAGCGAGUUCUCUUUUUUAUUUUUUAUCUCUGUCCGUCACUCAUUCCCUCAGUGUCAAUAAAGCUUUUCUGAGCGUGUGACAACACAACCCCCCCACCUCCAAAUGUAAACACUGACUGUUAAGACUGUUGUGCCCUGAGCGUUGAACAAAACAGACACAAAUUAAAACUCCGCCCACACUGAAGCCAUAUCUUUGUCCAAACGAAAAGUAAUUAAAUCGUUUAAAACACCCGCAGUGAUCGCUGAUCAACACUAGGGGGCACUGUUAAUCACAGAAAACAGAAAGACAAUCGAGAACCCAAGAACUCGGCCCCUACCACCACCCUCCCGCCGCCUGAAAGCCUCCUGUACAAUGGUGUGUAGAAGUCUCACUCACUUUCCAGUGUUACUUUGUGCUGGUGAAAGUCUGUUUUACUUGUUCUCUAAGAACUGAUAUCUUCGCUAUCAUCAUUGCCACAGCUUUCACUGAUGGUAGAUGUCAUGAUGAUAUAGAAAUCUGCUUUUUUGUGUAGGUUUUAGGAUUUUUUUGGUUUUUAUUUUAUUUGAUAAUAUGGUAUAUUUUUUGUUUCCUUUUUCUUGGGGUUUGUUUUCUUCAAAACAAAAACAAAAAUAUAAAAAAAAGGUGUUACUAAUGUUGCACGAUGAUUUUCUGACAUGACACAACACGAGCAGAGUGAUGGGAGACGUGUGGCUGUGGGUGGAGGCGCUGAGCCGGUCGACUUUGACGAUUCGCUUCAAUCCUGCUACUUUAACACCCCCCCUCCCCUCAAUCCACAUAUGCUGGAGGGUGGUGGGGGGGUGCAGUGUGACUUGUCUAACUUAUUUCUGACCAGACACCAAGAUGUCAGUGCAUGGCCGUUACAAAACUAGAGCAGAGUGAAUCAUGUUAUAGGAAAUAAAAUGUACUUUUGACACAAACACGUCACACAGGAUUACAUUUAAAUAAAUAAAUAAAAAAAUGGAAGAAAAAGUUUUAAGUAAAUUAUAGCUAAUAUAUUGUGUUUGGCUAGUCAGCUUUUUUUUGUUGUAAAGAUGAUUUUUCUUUGUUGUUUUGGAGAAUGAUAUACAAUUUGUGUAUAUUUUCAUAAAUAAAGUAUGCACUGAUAUGUUAUUACAAAUUCUAUACUGCUUUUACAAAAAAAAGUGUUUGUUAUUGUACCAAAGUAUCCAUUGGUCCCCUCUUACCCUACUCCCCCUUUUGCGUAUGUUUUACCGUAUUUUAUAUAUUAAAUAGACAAGUUGACCUACAGAAA